AUGAGCUGCGAGAACACGCUGCUCUGCUUUAGACAGAAGCAAAACUGUGGAGGUCUGAGCGGGAGGUGGAGGAGGAGGCAAGAGGAGGUGGAGGAGGUGGAGGAGGAGGCGGUCGAAGUGGAGAAGGAGGUAAAGGAGGAGGUGGAGGAGGAGGCGGUCGAAGUGGAGAAGGAGGUAAAGGAGGAGGUGGAGGAGGAGGUGGAGGAUGCGGUGGAGGAUGCGGUGGAGGAUGCGGUGGAGGAGGAGGUGGAGGAUGCGGUGGAGGUGAAGGAUGCGGUGGAGGAGGAGUACCUCACUCCACUUGUCCCCGGAGCAGAGCUGGUGUCCCCCCCCCCCUCACUGCCCUCACUCCCCCCUCCCCCACACGCCACAUACUCACUUAGGAUUUAUGAAUGGAGACAGGGAUAA
This is a messenger RNA of Knipowitschia caucasica, 408 nucleotides long. The record is from the annotation of a GenBank genome assembly. Lineage: Eukaryota; Metazoa; Chordata; Actinopteri; Gobiiformes; Gobiidae.